AUGGCGCAUGCCCAGGAUUCUCAAGAGCCCCAUAAACGGAAACGGGACGCAGACGACAGCGGCGCGCAGCCUGCCCAUUCUGAUCGCAUUCCCCAGCCUCCUCCGCCUCAGUCAGGCAAUGCAUCCAUCAUCAACUACCUCUCCAAAGCCAGCGCUUGCAGGCUCAAGCUGAUACAAGGAGAACCUGAAACAUUCUCUGACGUGCUUGGCCUUUUAAAUCAAUAUGAAGGUAUGGUUUCCCUUUAUUUGACCCGUGCGAACGGAAUGGAACGUCAGGCUCAAUCAUCGACGACAGGAGUUCUCAACAGACACGAGAGUCUCGCGGCCAACCUGGGCGCCAAGCUGACGGGUCCUCGUCUGCUAAAGGCGAUGGAAGGAGCCUUUGAGGGCCCAAUCAUCACCAACCCACCGCCUGCCUAUGGCACAGCGCCUGUGGGCUGGCUGGACAUAGUCACAUUCGCCAAGACGAACCCCGACAAGUUUGUCCUGACGACGGGUCAUGACGGUGAACGCACCUGCCAGUUCUACCUCAAUGGGUUGCAGGUCCAGAUUCUGGAAGACGACUGGCGCCUAAUCAUGAACGGCGCGUUGGACAGGUUUUCCAGCGUGUCGACGGCCCCUUUGGAAGAAGACGAGACGGCAGAAGUGGCGACGCUUGAGAUCGUGGAGCAGCGACUGCAGGUUCUCAUCAAGAAGGCCGAUGAAAUCGCCAAGAGGGCGCGUCAACUGAACUACCACUUGAGCGGCCGGAGGGCCGGCAUCAACUCACGCCAUGGCGGCCAGCAGGGGAGCAGCUCCGCAUUUCAGUCUGUCAACCAUGUCAGAGGGCAUGUUCCUCACGGCUCUGGCUAUGACCUACACGCCGACCUUCUUCAGCAGUUUCUGUCGUCUUCCCAGGCUUACCCUCCUCGAGUUCCGUCCAGCGCUGGGCUCGAGACAGCACAUUCGACUGGCCAACACACGCCACCUGCAACAAAUCCUCAUCCGCACUCACUUCCAUUGCAAGGCCGCCCGGCUGUCAUGCAUACCCCUGUUGUACCGCAGCGAGACUCGUCAUAUGACCCGUCAUCGGCGCACAGAGGUAUCAUCACGGCAAGAAUAGAAAAACUGAACAAGGGCGACCAAAUUUGGCCACCAUGCGACCGCUGUCGCAGACUCAAGUCUCCAUGCAUCAAACAUCUCACGGCCUGUCAGGGCUGCACCAAGAAACAUGCAAAGUGUGGAUGGAAAACCAUUACCGAGGAAGAGAUUGCCUGGCUCAAUCGCGAGGCGAGUAGCAGUACCGACGAAGCACACGCCGAACAGAGCCCGGUGCACCAAGCACCGGUGAGGUUGCUGCGAUAUGACCCAACACAAGACGACGGUCGAUCCAAUGAGGCGCCGCCGGUCUCUAAGAAUCUUAUGCCAGGAGGAGAUGCAUCUCGGCCAGCCAGUAGAGGGCAACAAGACCACCACCAACGAUCGCCUUUAGACCAGGGGUCUCGCAGCAGAACAAGCAGCUUCAUGGACGUGGAGCAUGAGCCUCCGCCCCCGAACCAGAAGGCAUGGAUGUUAGAGCCGCAGCGUGGAGAGCAGCUCCCCAGUAUCAAGAGAGACUUGUUGCUCAGUCACAUGGCGUCAGCGGCAACAGCCGCUGCUGAUGCUCGCGAUGCCAACUCAACGACAUCUGCAAGCAGCAUGGCUGGACGAUAG
Messenger RNA from Colletotrichum higginsianum IMI 349063, 1692 nucleotides. Its product is annotated as C6 finger domain-containing protein. Gene Ontology annotation, molecular function: zinc ion binding; DNA-binding transcription factor activity, RNA polymerase II-specific. The record is from RefSeq and is a predicted model, not a curated record. Gene Ontology annotation, biological process: regulation of DNA-templated transcription. The coding region runs from base 1 to 1692 and encodes 563 amino acids. NCBI's taxonomy places the organism in Eukaryota, Fungi, Ascomycota, Sordariomycetes, Glomerellales, Glomerellaceae. The transcript is spliced from 2 exons.